CUGAGCGCUGGCAAUGAAGAAACAGCUUUUUUCCCCCCUCCACUCCCUGCGUACGCGUGUUUACUGAGAGAUAAUGUGAACAAACAAACGCGACGACAGAUUACAGGGCUUGCUGGAAAGAGGUGUGAACAAGGAGGGGAUUCUGGCUUCUUCAUUAGAGGGAGUUUCUUGUUGGAGCAGACCCUGAACUGAAGACGCCUGGAGAUCAAGACUCCCAAAAAGUGCCAAAUGCCCAGACUGGAAGAGCACUGCUGGACCUGCUCUGACUCAAAGCAUUCUGCAUCUGCAUCCAAAGCCGAGGAGAUGAUGUCCAUCAUCACCACGGUGCUCAGCAGCGCAUACGGAUCCCUGCACGACGUCCGCACCGCCAACCUGCUCCGCCGGGGCCUCGUCCUCUUCACCGUGGGGGUGUUCCUCGCCCUGGUGCUCAACCUGCUGCAGAUACAGAGAAAUGUCACCCUGUUCCCCGAGGAGGUGAUGGCAACUUUGUUUUCGUCCGCCUGGUGGAUCCCACCGUGCUGCGGUACAGGAGCAGCUGUUAUCGGCCUGCUGUAUCCCUGCCUUGACAGCCAUCUGGGAGAGCCUCACAAGUUCAAGAGGGAGUGGGCCAGCGUCAUGAGAUGCAUCGCGGUGUUUGUUGGAAUCAACCAUGCGAGUGUUAAACUAGACUUUGACAACAACGUGCAGCUCUCCCUGACGCUGGCAGCCCUCUCCUUGGGCCUUUGGUGGACAUUCGACCGCUCCAGGAGCGGCUUUGGCCUCGGCAUCACCACAGCCUUCCUCGCCACCGUCAUCACCCAGCUACUGGUCUACAAUGGCGUAUACCAAUACACAUCUCCAGAUUUCCUGUAUGUGCGCUCCUGGCUCCCGUGCAUAUUCUUCUCUGGCGGCGUUACCGUGGGUAACAUUGGACGUCAACUUGCCAUGGGUGGUGUCGAGAAACCCCACAUGGACUGAGCGCUGGACGGUGCAAAAGCAGGAAGAUGGACAGCGAAAUGAAGGGCAGAAUGAGUAGAAAUGGAUUAGUAAUGAGAGGAAAAAGACUCCUUGUUUUUGACUCCAUCCUUUGCUCUCCUAACAGAGUGCAGGUCAAAAAUGCUCCUCAUCUAAUGUGCCAUGUCCUCCUCGCGGCCAAACAACCUCUCCCUCCCGUCUCUGAUGUUCUCCAUUAGCAUUAAGACUUCCUUCAAACUUCGGACGGGAGGACGGCGUUUGCCUUCUUUGUGGUCUUAUUUGAAGUGAACAGUGGCAGCGUGCUGGACGUGUGCUUGAGCAUCGUGACCUUAGCAGAAAAGGCGCGUAGGGGGUUUACCGCAAUGUUCAAGUGUGUCUGUAUUCGCCUGAGUACAACAUCUGAUCAUAAAAGGGAAAUGUUUGAGUGGACACGAACGUGUCUUCACUCUAAAACAGAAAUGUAUCCAGUGGCCUCAGCAGAGAGAUGUCCUCAAUCAAACCAAAUUAAGUAUUUAUUUUGACCCCCAAACCAAACGUGUGGAAUCGUUGGUGGAUGAUAAUUUCUUUUGGGAAAUUAUUUGCUUUCUUGCUGAUAAAUGUUUAACUUCCAGGAACUAAAAAGAUUCCUGAUAUAAAGCUAAAUCCUUUGCUGAUGUUCCCAGUUUCAUCCUGCAAACUGUUCGAAUGUGAAGCAACCCAAAGAAUUACGCUGCAACAGUCGGCGCUGAGGAGAUUUGGUUUGUGCUGCUGUCAAUCAUAACUCGUCGCUUUUCAAGUGGGGUCUUGUAUUGAUGGGGGAGAAAAAGAUGAGUAGUGGUAGCUGAGUGGAUUCGAGGCACCUGAAGGGUUGAACAGAUUUUGGAAACUAUUGCUGAGCUGGAUCUGAGAAUAGUAUUCAGCAACUAUAUGAGAAAGUUGAACAUUUCUGAUUGUGAAAUACGACUCCCUUGGAGCCUGAUUUAGACCUAUUUUAUCAGCUUCCUUCCAAGUCUGGUGUGUGUAGUUCCCUCACUGCGCUAAAGUUCAAAAUCAGACCUUAAUAUGGAAAACUACCUGGUUACUGGAUAGCUUAUUUCAUUUCUGUAUUUGUUUUUUAUCAUAUUGUGGUGGACUGCUACAGUAAAAUAAGACAGUUUGUCUCAUAGAAACUGGUUAUCUUUGUAGUCAAACCUACUACUCUCAAAUAACAGCAAAAAGAGAGAUGCUUUAGUUGGGUCUUUAUCAAAUGUCCCGUUGUGGGAACGCGACUGAAGAUGUCAAAUAAGAGGAACUCAGUUUUGUUGCAGAUGAUUAAGGAAAAUGAAAAAAAUCCGGCUCAUUUCAAGCUCAAAAAGCACAAAAAACGGAAAGCAAAUGAUUUCCCAAAAUGUUGACUGUUUAUAUGUAAUAAGCCGUAUUUACCAGUGACCGCCACUCGCACAAUCACACCCAUCCACCAGUGCAAGUUCACAAAACUCAGACCUCCUUAGUAUUUUUCUUUUCUUCAGGUCCAGAUGAGCAGAGAGGAUUGUUUCACAGAAGGAAAAAAGGAAAACCUUGAGACAAAUACAAUGCAUCAGCAGCAUAGAUCAUAGCGUGAGCUAAAAAUAUGUCGUAGUGAAUGGAAAACUUGCCACCAAGAUGGAUUGUUUUUUUUGAAAGAAUGUACCAGAAGUAUAUUGAGUGCAUUUUCACCUCCUUGAUCUAAAUGUCCUGUAGAACAGCCCUUUGAUUCACACUGAAACAUUGAAAUAUUUUGACGUUUGAUCACAGGCGUUUUACUGCGUGGAUCUUUAAACUUCAUAGUUUGGGAAUUUACUCAGAUUAAAGGGGAAGGCACGACGUUAUUAUUUAAGAUUUGCAAUCUGUGAUUGCCGGUGUAUUAUAGAAUGUAGUGCUUUUGUCACUAUAACAGUUUAGUUUUAUCAUUUGUAUAAACCUGAAGACAUUACUCCUCAUAUGUAGAAUGGCUUGCCAGUGUAAUCAGACAGGUAUUACCAUAUUAGACCUACAGUGUGUUAGUGUUUUGGGGGUCUAGAGGAUUAAGUGCAAUCACACUAUACAUGAGCCUGUAAUUCUUCUUUAUUUAUUAUUUCUGACAAAGGCUAAAUAAAAUAAUUUGUAUUGUAUAUAUGCAGUGUGGAUCAUUUUAAAGAAAGCAAUAACAAAUUUGUUUAUGUGAAGAUGACUUUUGUCAGAUUACAUGCCUUCAGAGUCAAAGCCAGUGACUCUCACCGGAGAGACGAGAUGGAACAAUUUAAGUCGUGUCAAACUGUUGUUUAAAUCUCAUUUUACAAAAAUUAUCUAAAGAUACCUGAUUCAUUUUUUAUUUUUUUUGUCAACUAAUCUUUGUUGCGGACCACUUCGGGUCGAGUCCGCUUUCAUUCAGGUGUACUAAAUGGGAGAGGAAGCUUUAUUUUUUUGUUUUGAUGUUUUGGAGUUUCACUGUGUGUGUCUCAUAUUUCAACUGUGUACUGUUUUUUGUUUUUUUGCUAUGUUGGAUUUAAGUGAAAAGUUUAAAAAAAUAAAUAAAAAAACCUGAUCUUACAA
Messenger RNA from Cololabis saira (Pacific saury), 3483 nucleotides. RefSeq names its product insulin induced gene 1 (gene insig1). Gene Ontology annotation, biological process: cholesterol biosynthetic process; SREBP-SCAP complex retention in endoplasmic reticulum; SREBP signaling pathway. The transcript is spliced from 6 exons. Bases 229 to 957 code for a protein of 242 amino acids. Gene Ontology annotation, cellular component: SREBP-SCAP-Insig complex; endoplasmic reticulum. Lineage: Eukaryota; Metazoa; Chordata; Actinopteri; Beloniformes; Belonidae. The record is from RefSeq and is a predicted model, not a curated record.